CCACGAUCGCAACUGACGGGACAUCUAAGCUACUGGACAUGCAAGGAAUGUGGUCUGGAUUGAGCCUGGACCAUGACGUUUGGGAAGAGGUGUAUCUAUGCCCCGUAGAUCAUGUGGAUCUGCCGAUAUCGCUGCUACGAGGAUGUGGGAUGUGAGAUAGGGGAUGUGCCAUUCUCAGGAGGCAGGGAUAGGAUCGAUCCUCCGGAGUCGGGGUGAGACGAAAAAGACCGGCGGAGCAAUCACGGAGGUGGACCAGGGCCCGUGGACGGGCGGGAACCCGUUGCCAUACAUUCAAGCUCAGAAACGCAGAAGCCUGAUCAGAGGACCAGGUGGAUGGUAUACGGGGGUUGAAUGGAUUCGAGAAGAACUUGUGAAAACGAUAAUCGAGACCCACCCGGUGGGGUCAGCUGACAUCACCACCCUGACCGCUUGCCUGAAGAGUAAGGAGUACGGUUCUGUCGAUAUGAUGUGCUUGCCUUAUCUUUGCCCCUGCUUCUUCAUCCUGUUCCAACGUUCAGUCCCUACGAUCAUGUCACUGUGCAGAAGGUUGUUGUCAUAUUUGGAUCGCAGCAGGAUUCAUAGUGGCGAACGGGUGGAUCAUCCGGUGGGUCCCUCCUUUUUACAGACGUUCGAGUUCGAGAUAGUAGGCCUCUUGAAAGUGGGUCUCGUCCUAUCUGGACCAUUUUAAAUCUUACUCCAGUCCAGUUAAAGAAAGUACCAUAGUCCUAGCCAAGCAUUGGCGCUAUAACUAUCUC
Molecule: messenger RNA, 755 nt
Organism: Aspergillus campestris IBT 28561
Lineage: Eukaryota; Fungi; Ascomycota; Eurotiomycetes; Eurotiales; Aspergillaceae
Exons: 1
Coding region: 164-688 (174 amino acids)
Source: RefSeq, a predicted model, not a curated record